Messenger RNA from Penicillium odoratum, 1203 nucleotides. Its product is annotated as putative HAD superfamily hydrolase. Gene Ontology annotation, biological process: glycerophospholipid biosynthetic process. Gene Ontology annotation, cellular component: mitochondrion. The coding region runs from base 1 to 1203 and encodes 400 amino acids. NCBI's taxonomy places the organism in Eukaryota, Fungi, Ascomycota, Eurotiomycetes, Eurotiales, Aspergillaceae. The record is from RefSeq and is a predicted model, not a curated record. The transcript is spliced from 3 exons.
AUGAGACCUCAACCUGUUUUGCGCGCAUUUAGCCUACUGCAGCGAUCUUCGCGUUGCAGUAAUGGCCGUCGCUUAAUUCAAACGGCCAGCUCUAGCCAGGUCCCCAAUUUUGCUUUUGCCUUUGAUAUCGAUGGUGUUCUACUGCGAGCUUCUAAGCCUAUCCCUGGUGCUGCCGAAUCAUUGGCUCUCCUGAAAAAGCAAGGCAUUCCUUUUAUCCUCCUCACCAAUGGCGGCGGCAAACACGAGACGGCGCGAGUGGCUGAGAUUAGCGAGAAGCUGAACGUGCCACUGGAUGCGUCUGAUAUCGUACAGAGCCACUCCCCUUUUGCAGCACUAGUGAAAGGGACAGAUGAGACAAGCGCGCUGGAGAACAAAUGUGUUUUGGUGGCUGGAGGUGAUGGAGAUAAUUGUCGGCGCGUCGCGGAACAGUAUGGAUUUAAGAAUGUCGUGACCCCUGGAGACAUCUUCAUGGACAACCCAUCCAUUUGGCCAUUCUCUAAGAACUUCUCCGAUUAUUACAAGACAUUCGCGAGACCUCUCCCUAAACCAAUUGACCCAACAGAUCCGAAUAAGGGCUUGAAAAUCGACGCAGUCUUUGUUUUCAAUGAUCCCCGAGACUGGGGUAUGGAUACGCAGGUCAUUAUGGACAUUAUGCUCUCACGCCAGGGACACGUGGGUACACUGUCGGAGAAGAAUGGCAAGACAGACCUUCCCAAUCACGGGUACCAACAGGAUGGUCAGCCCCAUCUGUACUUCUCCAAUCCAGAUUUAUACUGGGCGGCCGCCUAUCCCUUACCCCGCCUUGGUCAGGGUGGAUUCCGCGAGGCACUGGAAGGUGUCUGGGCCGCGACUACAGGCGGGCCAAGCAAGGGCAUUGAAUUGAAAAAGACUGUGAUCGGAAAGCCUUACCAAGGAACCUACGAAUUUGCUGAGCGACAGCUGCUUCAGAACCGAUCCAAGAUUUUCGGAGAUGCAGCUGAUCUCCCACCGCUGCAGCAUGUGUAUAUGGUUGGUGACAACCCAGAGUCGGAUAUUCGGGGCGCAAACUCCUACCGCAGUGGAUACGGAAGCAAAUGGCAGUCCAUAUUGGUCCGCACUGGGGUUUACCCUGGCGGUGAACCCGCUUGGAUCCCCACGACCAUCGCAGAUGAUGUUCAGAAGGGUGUAGAGUGGGCUCUGAAGACCUCGAAGUGGUCUUGCUGA